ACGUCACCUUAACUCCCACUACGAUCGAUCCCCGACAUCGUCUUCGCCGCCGGUCAACAUCGUACCUCCGCCUCGGUGAACGGAGUUCCUCCACCUCCGCCGCCGAUUCCGUUUGAAACUCCGGUGUAAAUUUCUUGAAUUUCUUCUGUUCUUUCGCUGCCCUUUCGGUGUAGGGAUAUACAAAGAUGACAACAAUAGAAACUGCCGGAAAAUCUCAAAGUUCUGCCACUACUGCUGCGUCCAAGCCUCGAGGACCGUCAUCGUCAUUUAAAAGAUGGGGUAGGAGACAUCCAUUUGUAAGAUACGGGCUUCCGAUGAUAUCUCUCACCGUUUUUGGAGCAGUCGGGCUCAGCCAACUCCUGCAAGGCAGCAAGGACAUUGCAAAGGUGAAGGAUGAUCAAGAAUGGGAGAUCAUAGAGGAAAGGAAAGCGCUUUCAAGAACGGGACCGGUCGAUGCGUAUAAACCUAAAAAGAUAUCGAUAGAGGAAGAGCUCGAGGCUUUGCAAGAGAAGCUGGACAUAAACGAGUACGAGUACAAGAAAAUCCCGAGGCCAACCGAAAGCAAAUCAAGAAGCUAAGUAAUAAAUCUUAUCUCAUAUGAUGUUUUCAUCGUUUGUCUCUUAGUUGUGUUUUGCUGUUUUAGAUGUUUUUGAAACAUGGGGGGAAAUGCUUAAAUGGGUGUGUUAUUUUUUAUGCAAAUAAUGAAUAAUUCAUGCUAAAAUAAUGAAAUUUCGGUCUAGCGUUGGUAAUGAUUA
Tarenaya hassleriana is the source of this 755-nucleotide messenger RNA. RefSeq lists its product as uncharacterized. Bases 186 to 578 code for a protein of 130 amino acids. The record is from RefSeq and is a predicted model, not a curated record. The transcript is spliced from 4 exons. Gene Ontology annotation, cellular component: mitochondrial membrane. NCBI's taxonomy places the organism in Eukaryota, Viridiplantae, Streptophyta, Magnoliopsida, Brassicales, Cleomaceae.